AUGUUAUGGAAACACGAGGUUUAUGCUUUACCGUUUUCAUUGUUUCUUCUUUUUGGAGUACUACGUGGACCGGAGCGGAUAUGGGAACGAUCCUCUGUGUCUGGGCUGAGUGCAUUUACGGGUAGAGCGGCCCCACAAAGGCCGGUGAUAGUAACGUAUAGUGGCGGUGGCGGUCGUCGUGUGGGUCCCACCUCCUCAUCCUUCGCUGGACCUCACGCUGUGCAUAGUUGCAUCCAAUCCAGAAGAAAGGGUCCCACAAAGAAACAACUAGAGUCUGCUUCUUUCUUGUCAUAUUUUUUUUUUGUUGCAUGGAUGGAUCCUUCAAGCAGACAAUAUCAGGAGAUGUCUAACCCUUCAAUGGUAAACAUGGUGGUUACCACUAUAGGAAAUGAACAACAAGAGAAGAGACCAAGGCCACAACCGGAUCAAGCUCUCAAGUGUCCAAGAUGUGAUUCCACCAACACCAAGUUCUGUUAUUACAACAACUAUAGCCUGUCUCAGCCAAGGUACUUUUGCAAGUCAUGUAGGAGAUAUUGGACCAAAGGUGGCACACUGCGGAACGUCCCGGUCGGUGGCGGCUGUCGGAAAAACCGAAUAUCGUCAUCCAAGAGUACCCAAGAUCAACCAUUAACACCAAACACCACCCUCCCAUCUUUGAGCUAUAACACAAAUGACUUCAGCUUAGCUUUUGCGAGGCUCCAAAAUCAAGCCAAUGUAAAGUUAGGAUUUGAUGCUAAUGAACUUUCCAUGCUUGGAAACCCUAAUGGCCUCACCUUCAUCGGGAACCAGAACGAUUUUCAGGGCUUUUAUAACUACGUGAGCUUGGGGGAGGUUGACAAUGGCGGUGGAACCGUGGCCGGUGUUGGUAAUGACAUGAUGACGGUGUUGCCGUAUAACAGCAGCGACGAUGACAAUGCUGCAAUAACGACGACAUCGGACGCGAUGGUCGCGAAAAUGAAACAAGAGUUUUGUAAUAACGGUGAACAAAAUGAGGACCGGUCCGUAUUAUGGGGUCUUCCAUGGAAACUCAGUGGUGACCAUGGGAGUUAUAACAUGGCUGAGCUUGGCUCGGGAAGAGAAAACUGGGGUGGACUCAAUUCAUCUUGGCAUGGACUCCUUAAUAGCUCUCUAAUGUAUUAA
Messenger RNA from Hibiscus syriacus, 1140 nucleotides. RefSeq names its product dof zinc finger protein DOF2.1-like. The record is from RefSeq and is a predicted model, not a curated record. The transcript is spliced from 3 exons. Gene Ontology annotation, biological process: regulation of DNA-templated transcription. Gene Ontology annotation, molecular function: DNA-binding transcription factor activity; DNA binding. Lineage: Eukaryota; Viridiplantae; Streptophyta; Magnoliopsida; Malvales; Malvaceae. The coding region runs from base 1 to 1140 and encodes 379 amino acids.